UUCUAAUUUAAGUUGCCCGUUCAGAGGUUAUUUGCCACACGCCCUUGAAAUAACUGUUGGACAAUCUCAUUUUCUUGUCUUUCCGAUUUCCAUUGAAAUCUCCUGGAAAAGCGGAACAUGGUCGACAAUCGGGCGGCCGAGAUCAACGGCGACGAAGAUCAAGAUGAAGCCGUUCGCAUUGCUAUUGCACUGUCCCUCGGUCAAAGACCAACUAAGGCGCCUGAUGGGCCCAAUACUCACCGGGUGAUUGACCUGACGCAAGAAAAAGAUGGCUGCAGUGACGACGGCGAAGGAGAUGGCCAUGGGCAUUGCUCCGAGAGCAGACCCGCCGUCGCGCCUAAUCGCACCAACGUCCCCGCCUCAGCAAAAUCAGAAGAUGCGUCCACUUCACUUCCCAGUCUUUCCAUCCUCGGCCUGGACAGAAAGAAGAUGGAAGAGGAACGGCUGGCGAGAUUGAAUAAGCGGAAGGCGGCUGAGCCCGCCGACAUUCCUGGGUCCAGACCGGCGCAGCGGCCGAGGACAGCCGCCCUGCAGUCGCCUCUGACAUCGAAUGCUACUUCCGGGGAGAAAAUAGUGCUGGCGAAAUCAGAAGCUGGUGGGUCAUCUACAGUGGCUCGAAGUUCCGAUCUCCCUUUUCCACGCGGAGUGGUCAAGAAGACGUGGGCAUUUGGCCAGCCCCGCCAGGGUGACGACAUCAGGAUCGAGGAGGUGCUUCAAAAAGACCAGCUAAAGCUGGCUGUGCUGAGCUCGUAUCAAUGGGACGAGGAGUGGUUGCUCUCAAAGAUUGAUUUGGCGCGGACGAAGCUCGUUUUGAUCGCUUUCGCCGCUGACGAGGCCCAGAAGGAAGAAAUGAGGUCCAAUGUUCCACGAGACAGAAUCCGGUUCUGUUUCCCGCCGAUGCAGACCAUGGGAAGCAUGCAUUCCAAGCUUCAGUUGCUCAAGUACGAAAAAUACAUGCGCAUCGUUGUUCCCACCGGGAACCUGAUGUCGUAUGAUUGGGGCGAGACAGGCACGAUGGAAAAUAUGGUGUUCAUUAUCGACCUUCCAAAGUUUGAGACGGCCGAGGAACGAGAUGCCCAGAAGCUCACCCCAUUUGGGGAGGAGCUGUGCUACUUCCUCCUUGCUCAGGGAAUGGACGAGAAGCUGGUGAGCAGCCUAGGCAACUACGAUUUCUCGGAGACAAAUCGAUACGGUUUUGUACACACAAUUGCCGGCUCGCACAUCUCAGAAGAUGCUUGGAGGAGAACAGGAUAUUGCGGCCUCGGCCAGGCAGUGAGCGCUCUCGGCGUCGGUUCCUCGAGUCCAAUUGAGAUGGAUUACGUGUGUGCGUCUCUGGGUGCCGUCAACGAAAGCCUCCUGCGAGGUCUGUACUACGCUUGUCAAGCAGGCGACUGUGGGCUCAAAGAGUACGACGCACGCACAGCCGGGCGCAAGUCCAAGGACGCUAAUUUGGCUGACCACGCUGUGGUUCCUGUGCUCGAUCACAUGCGUGUUUAUUUCCCAUCCAGGGAGACAAUUAUGCGUAGUAAAGGGGGGAAGGCGAAUGCUGGAACGAUAUGCUUCCAAGCCAAGUGGUGGCAAGCAGAGACAUUCCCCCAUAAGGUUCUGCGAGACUGCAAGUCAGUUCGGAGCGGCCUCGUCAUGCACAGCAAAAUCAUCUACGUUCGGCGUAAAGGCGAGGGUCUAUCGAAGCCGGGUGGAUUUGCGUACAUUGGGAGCGCAAACCUCUCAGAGAGUGCCUGGGGUCGGCUUGUGAAAGAUCGUGGAAGCGGCAAGCCCAAACUGACUUGCCGCAACUGGGAAUGUGGUGUUUUAGUACAGGCUUGCCGGACGGGGAGCACGCAGGGCCAGAGAGAUGCUCACUUGGGAGAUGAGCGCGACGCCGAUGUUACCGAUCUGGCUGUCUUCAGGGAUUGCGUCCCUGUGGUGAUGGAAUGGCCCAGUACAGGAUUCUCCUUGGGGCCGGAUGCUGCUAAAUCGCCCUGGUUCUACCAAGACGGAUGAUCCCAGUUCAUCGGCCGGCUUCUCCAGAUUCUUUACCCUGCCCAGCAUCCGUUCAGCAGUCUUCCCAGCGAAGUCUGAGGCUGCCGGAAUAAGAGUUAAUCCAACGGUUGGAAAGCCGGGCCUUAUCUUGCCUAAUUUCGAGGCGCUUACGACAUACCAAGCACGGUGAGUUGAACGGCGAAGACGGUAAGGCAAGUACCGACGUCGCUGAGAAAUCGUGAUGGUUGCUCAGACAAGCGUGGACGAGGUGCUAAAACUUGUUAUAAAAAGACUGAGCGAUCAUAGACGAGCACUCGUCGAAGCGCUAACAUGGUUUACUGUGAAUCGGAG
Molecule: messenger RNA, 2334 nt
Organism: Canariomyces notabilis
Lineage: Eukaryota; Fungi; Ascomycota; Sordariomycetes; Sordariales; Chaetomiaceae
Product: phospholipase D/nuclease
Exons: 10
Coding region: 118-2004 (628 amino acids)
Biological process (GO): DNA repair
Cellular component (GO): nucleus
Molecular function (GO): single-stranded DNA binding; 3'-tyrosyl-DNA phosphodiesterase activity; double-stranded DNA binding
Source: RefSeq, a predicted model, not a curated record